This is a messenger RNA of Elephantulus edwardii (Cape elephant shrew), 873 nucleotides long. RefSeq names its product cellular repressor of E1A-stimulated genes 2 (gene CREG2). NCBI's taxonomy places the organism in Eukaryota, Metazoa, Chordata, Mammalia, Macroscelidea, Macroscelididae. The record is from RefSeq and is a predicted model, not a curated record. Bases 1 to 873 code for a protein of 290 amino acids. The transcript is spliced from 4 exons.
AUGUCCGUGCGCGGCCGCCGGCUCCCGGCGCGGGCCGGCGCGGGUCUCCCCUGGCUGCUGUGCUGCAUCGCCCUGCUGUCCCCAGCCGCGGGGUACGUGAUCGUGAGCUCGGUGUCCUGGGCCGUCACCAACGAAGUGGACGAGGAGCUGGACAGCGCCUCCACCGAGGAAGCGCUGCCCGCGCUGCUGGAGGACUCGGGCAGCAUCUGGCAGCAGAGCUUCCCGGCCUCGGCGCACAAGGAGGACGCGCACCUGCGGCCCCGAGCCAGCCCCGGCCGCGCCCGGCCGCCUCCGGGGCCGCCCCGCAUGUUCUCCUACCGGCGCGAGGGCGCCAGGGCGGUCAGCACCCCGCCCAGCCCGAGCCUGCGCCCCGGGACCGCCCGCUUCCUGGCCCACUCCAACGCCUGGGGCUGUCUGGCCACAGUGUCCACCCAGGAGAGGAUCCAGGGGCUCCCUUUUGGAAACUGCCUGCCCAUCAGCGAUGGUCCCAUCAACAACAGCACUGGGAUUCCUUUCUUCUACUUGACAGCCAAGGACCCCACUGUCAGCGAUCUGUUGAAGAACCCCAUGGCCUCACUGACGCUGCCCGAGUCGGAGGCAGAGUUCUGCAGAAGAAACAUCGUUGACCCAGAAGAUCCUCGAUGUGUGCGGUUAACACUCACCGGCCAGAUGGUUGCUGUCUCUCCAGAAGAAGCAGAAUUUGCCAGACAAGCCAUGUUUUCAAGGCACCCAGUUAUGAGGAAGUGGCCCCGCCAAUAUGAAUGGUUCUUCAUGAAGAUGAGGAUACAGAACAUCUGGCUUCAGAAAUGGUAUGGAGGAGUGUCUGAGAUUUCAAGGGAGGAAUAUUUCAAAGAGGUUCCAACAAAGGCUUAA